CGGACUGAAGACCCAAAGAAACUAUAGGUGCUGAUAUUGAGCGCUGCCGGUUAAACGCAGUCCCUCGUUCGUCGUAACGCACUCCGAUUAGUCCCCGCUGGGCACCUAGCGCAUUGCCCGCAAUGGCAGCGACCACUGCCACAGCCACGAAGGAGGAGAGCGCUGCCUUGUCGUUUAAGCCCAGCCCCACCGUGCCCCUUUACACCGAUCUCGGGGAGGUCUACAGCAAUGCCCCAGAUGUUGCCGAGCGCUAUAAGCAAAUCGCUACCGCUUUCGAGCUGGCCUACGGCGGCGCUCCCGAGUUCUAUGCUCGGGCUCCCGGUCGUGUCAACCUGAUUGGCGAGCACAUCGACUAUGAGGGCUACGGAGUGCUGCCCAUGGCCAUCCAGCAGGACACGGUUGUUGCCAUCCGCCGUGUCCCGGGCGGCGACAAGCUGGUGGUGGGGAAUGUGGAGGCGGACAAGUACCCCACACAGGAGUUCCCAGCCGACCCCGCCCAGCCGGUCGAUGUGGCCAACCACUCAUGGGCCAACUACUUCCUCUCCGCGUACAAGGGCGCUUUCGAGCUGCUGUCCAGCGGCGGGGCGGGCGGGGCUCCGGAGCCGUGCGGGUUGCAAGCGGUGGUGCAGGGGCAGGUGCCCACAGGCUCCGGCCUCUCCUCCUCCGCCGCCAUCGUGUGUGCCUCCAUGCUGGCCAUCCUGGCGUGUAGUGGUGCGGUGGCGCCGGAGGGGGGGCUGGACAAGGCGCAGGUGGCGGAGGCGGCAUGCAAGGCCGAGCGUUACGUGGGCGUUACCAGCGGCGGCAUGGACCAGGCGAUCAGCAUGAUGGGGCAGCAGGGGGUGGCCAUGCAUGUGGAGUUCAACCCGGUCCGCGGCGUGUGUGUUGUGCUACCCCCGGGAGCCACCUUUGUCAUCGCAAACUCCCUCGCCGUGUCCAACAAGGCGGAGACGGCGCCUAAACGUAAAACGUGAACAUGGGCCAAGAUCAAUUACGACAGUCAGCAGUCGACAAUUUACAAGCACUUCUGUAUGCCACCCUCCGCUCUCCCUCGCCCCCCCUCCACACACCCCCACACACACACACCCCCACACCCCCACCCCACCCAGCUACAACCUGCGAGUGGUGGAGUGCCGACUCGCUGCGUUGCUGCUGGCGCGGGCGCUGGGGCUGAGCGGGGAGCAGGCGGUGGCCAAGAUCCGCACUCUGCGUGAUGUGGAGCCCCUCAUCGCCUCCAAGUACGGCAAUUCCGAGGGGGCCACCUGUACCGCAGCGGUUUCGGAGCUCCUGGCCGAGCAGUACGACAUGAAAACCCUGGCGGAGGCGCUAGCUCCCUCCCCUGAGGAUGGUACGGCAGGAGGGGAUGGUACGGCAGGAGAGGGCGGCAGCAGCGACCUUGCCGUACUGGAGGCGUUGUUCAAGGACGAGCCGGGCUCCCUGCGGGCCCUACGUGUGGCUGAGAAGGACAAGUACGGCUUCCCGUUGCGGAAGCGUGCCGUACAUGUGUAUUCGGAGGCGCAACGUGUGCUGGACUUCCGAGCGGUGUGCGAGGACGCCUCCCUGCCUCCCGCCGAGCGGCUGUCUCGUCUGGGGGCCCUUAUGAACGCCUCACACGCCUCAUGCGCUGAUCUGUACGACUGCAGCUGUACGGAACUGGACGAGCUGGUGGCGGCGGCGCGGGGGG
This is a messenger RNA of Astrephomene gubernaculifera, 1681 nucleotides long. Lineage: Eukaryota; Viridiplantae; Chlorophyta; Chlorophyceae; Chlamydomonadales; Astrephomenaceae. The record is from the annotation of a GenBank genome assembly.